Rodentolepis nana is the source of this 912-nucleotide messenger RNA. NCBI's taxonomy places the organism in Eukaryota, Metazoa, Platyhelminthes, Cestoda, Cyclophyllidea, Hymenolepididae. The record is from the annotation of a GenBank genome assembly.
AUCAAGCGCUCCAAUGCGAAUAUCGCGGCGGAUUUGACAAACAUUGCACGAGAAAGUCUGGGUACCCGUUUAAGUGAGGCUUUGACCGGAUUGGCCAGUUUAGUCCGUCUCCAUCCUACCCGCUUCACCGACUCCCUGAUAAUUCAUCUCACAGAGCUUGCGAUUCUUGUCAUCUCCUGUGGUCUUAGUUCUGGAACUUGCAGGCGUUCACCACCUCCAGGAACCUCCAAUAAUGCUGCAAUCGCUUCCGUAAUCUAUCCUGAACCAGCACCUACCCCAAUUCCAGGUGAAUCUGAAGAGCGAUGGGAGAGGAGGCAGUCAGUUUAUCGAGAACGAAAUGCCUGGAGACUUCAAUUACAAAGAUCGGCUCUUGCCCUUGUGUCUACAAUCUUUCUGCAAUACGACAAGCAUCGUCAUAUGGUGGCUGCAGAUAUUCUCAACAGCCUUGUCUUCUCUCCACUCAAAGCAGCAUCAAAUGCUUCCAGUAACAAGGCGACUGGGGUCUUGGCCUCUGGUAGUUUCCUUAACGACUGGGCACCGUUUUGCCAAGCAUCUCAAAGUGCUGCUGCUGCUUUAAACUUGGUCGCCAACAACCACUUCCUUCGGGUUCACCCUUUCACAGCAGUUCUGAUGGCCCUUAUCCAAGGCCUUAUUCCAGCCCCUUCCUAUGUGUGUGGAGGUGGAGGUCGACGGAGCUCGAGCGCAGGUGCACCAGCUACUCCCUCGAGUGGUGUGAGUCAACAGUCAACUACAACUGGCACUGGGAUGAGCGAACAGUGUGGGAUUCUGGACACAAAUCAACUGAUGAAGGAGGAGAAAGCGCUUAGCACCGGAUAUACUAAUGCUAUUCUCACUUCACAGUUUUUCAUAUCGGACAUUUUUAGAAAAUCUAAGGAUAUAAUUGUCCCAUAA